This is a messenger RNA of Dothidotthia symphoricarpi CBS 119687, 1404 nucleotides long. RefSeq names its product glycoside hydrolase family 5 protein. The record is from RefSeq and is a predicted model, not a curated record. Lineage: Eukaryota; Fungi; Ascomycota; Dothideomycetes; Pleosporales; Dothidotthiaceae. The transcript is spliced from 2 exons. Bases 1 to 1404 code for a protein of 467 amino acids.
AUGCUAGGACCAAAGAUCUUGCUGACUUCGGCUAUUGCAGGCGCCGCCGUAUCGGCCGCAUAUGUGCCAGAAUCUGCAAGUGACUCUCACUUUCGAUACAACCUGCGCAGGCAAGCCGACAACGGGACCUCCUUCAAUGGCCCAUACAGCACGCGCGGGAGGGAUAUAAUUGAUGGCCGAGGCGAGAAGGUUACUUGGGCAGGUGUCAAUUGGCCCAUGAGUGGUGAAACAAUGAUCCCCGAGGGUCUGGAAUGGGCAUCUGCAGAAGAUAUCCUCGACGACAUUGCAGGCGUCGGGUUCAAUUAUAUUCGCAUGGGGUACGCCAUUGAGAUGAUUGAUCAAGUUUACGACAGGAAUGGAAUAGACGUACCUCUUGAGGUCGCCAUGAUUAACGCCCUUGGAUAUGUGAAUGGCACCAAAGUUACAAACGAAAUCAUCGAGAAGAAUCCCGGUUGGACCACUCAAACCACACGGUUCGAAAUCUGGUCGGACAUCGCCCGCAUUGCUGCUACCAAAGGUGUUUUCAUCACCCCAGACGUUCAUGUUGGCAAAUCUCAGUGGUGUUGUUCGCAUAUCGAUGGAAAUUCCUGGUUCGAUGACCUAAAUUUCAAUGCGUCAGAUUGGCGCCGUGGCCUCGCCUAUGUUGCAAACUGGGCGAAGGAUCACCCAAACAUCGUUAGCAUGUCUCUCCGCAAUGAACUCCGCGAGUCCUGGAACAUCACAGAUCUAUAUUACAACUGGCAGACGCUCGUCGGAAACAUGACCGCUGGCGCUGACGCGAUCCACGCAGCUAAUCCUGACAUGCUGAUCAUCUGGUCUGGUAUGCAAUACGGUCAAGACCUUUCUGCUUUGACGAGCGGGAAGAACAUCCUCACCGCCCCGUGUUACAAAUGCACUGCAAUUCGCGACGCUCAUCGACGCGAGCCGGAGUACUUCAGUCUCGAAGAUCACGCGUGGGCCGACAAAAUCGUCUGGGAGAUCCACCUGUACAGCAUGAGUGAGGAUCUUGACACUGGUACAUGCGAUAUCGUCAAAGCAAACUUCUACCGCAACGGGUUUAAUGCUCUGGGUAUAGAUGCACCGCCAGCAUGCAAUGUUACGAAUGAUUGUCCCAAGGCGGUACGCGAGACGCCUGUUAUCAUCAGCGAGUUUGGGAGUGCACAGGAUGAAACGCUGUUCAACAACACACUGCAGAACUGCUUGAGGGAAUACACUAUCGAUAAUGAUGUCAGCUGGAUGAUGUGGUCGAUCGCUGGCUCAUACAGAAUCAGGUCAGGUGUGCAAGGGUUCCCCGAUACUUGGGGUAUGACGAACUACGAUUGGACUGGAUGGAACUAUGAGAAGGGGAUUCAAGAGUUCUGGAAGCCAUGGGUACAGGCAAUGAAUGUUACCAAGAUCAAUUGA